Molecule: messenger RNA, 1773 nt
Organism: Anarrhichthys ocellatus (wolf-eel)
Lineage: Eukaryota; Metazoa; Chordata; Actinopteri; Perciformes; Anarhichadidae
Exons: 1
Coding region: 27-1772 (581 amino acids)
Source: RefSeq, a predicted model, not a curated record
UGGGUGGGACAGUGACAAUAUGAGGCAUGUUGGACAGUGGUUCCAUGGCAUGUAGCAUUAAUGAAACAGCUGAGAUGAAACUGAGAGAUGCUGGAGUGAUAACCGACCAAAAACGGAUUGAUGUGAAUGUAGUCCUUGUUGGAUGUGGCAGACUUCGUGUUAGGCCCAAGUGUGCUUUUGAUGUGGAAAUGGGAGUGUAUGGCUGUAAGAUGUUUGUUCCCACACUCGUCCCAGGACAGCACGAUGAGUUGAGACUCGGGACAAAUGUUAUAAAACACAUCCUGCAUCAGUCUAAGCUAUGUGAGUCCUACUGGAAAACAGUCUCUGGACCUUGCCCAGACGAAGACCCAGAAACAGAAUGUUUCCUGUCUAUGCUCUCAGGUGUGAACCCCUGGAAAGGAGGAGAUGUUCCUGAUAAGGUCGGUACAGUCAGAUGUAACUCAGCCACUUACCUUGAGCCUGGCCGUGAAUAUCUUAUCUGGGGAAAACUGCCCAAGAACACUGCUAUUUCCCCAGGUAGCACCGUCAUAACAGAGCCCACGUUGUCCCAUUCGGCUCCCAGAGGUGUUCUGGUCGCAAAGAUUGUAACUACACUGUGGGGAGACAGGCGGGUCCCGCUAAAGCUCAUCAAUACAUCUGACAGACCUGUGCUGUUGAGGCGCAAUGCAAAGCUGGCUGAUGUAUACACAUGUGUGGCGCUGGAGGACAUGGAUGUUGCUGAACAGACAGAGGUUCCCCUGGCCGGUUGCACCCAAUCAACCGUGCCUCCUACUGUUGAUGCAGAUUCUGCCAAAGACGAGCUCGAUUCAGUUGGGCUCAGUACUGUUGACAUUGAGUCAUGUGAAGUGUCAGUGGACUGUAAGAGGAGGAUGGCUGAUCUUGUUUUGCAGUAUGAGGAUGUCUUUUCACGCCACCAUCUUGAUUGUGGGGAGGCAAAGGACUUUGUACAUCGCAUACACCUGUCUGACAACAGACCAUUCAGACUCCCAUACAGGAGAGUGCCCCCUGGCCAGUAUCAAAAGUUGUGCCAGGUGCUGAGCGAGAUGGAGCAAAAAGAGAUCAUCAGAAAAUCAACCAGUGAAUACGCUUCACCAUUGGUGCUUGUGUGGAAGAAGAACGGUGAUCUCCGCAUUUGUACAGACUUUCGCUGGUUAAAUAAAAGGACCCUGAAGGAUGCUCACCCUCUUCCUCACCAGGCAGAUUGUUUGGCAGCGCUAGGAGGCAACUGCCUUUUCAGCACGAUGGAUUUGACCUCCGGGUUUUACAACAUGCCACUCCAUGAGGACGAUAGGAAGUACUCCGCCUUCACCACUCCCAUGGGUCUGUAUGAGUACAACCGUCUGCCGCAGGGCCUUUGCAACAGUCCUGGGAGCUUCAUGCGCAUGAUGACCAACAUUUUCGGAGACCAAAACUAUUUGAGUCUGCUAUGCUAUUUGGAUGACUUGUUGGUGUUUGCGCCUGAUGAGAAGACUGCCUUGCUGCGCCUGGAGAUGGUGUUUGAGAGGCUGCGUGGCCAUAACUUGAAGCUAGCCCCCAAAAAGUGCUUCUUCCUCAGGAGGUCUGUAAAGUUUCUUGGCCACAUUAUUGAUGAGAAUGGUGUUUCAACAGACCCCAGUAAGGUUGAGAACAUCACCAACAUGACAGACACUGAUCUCAUGGAGACUGAUGGCGUGACCCCCGUCCCAGAAGCGGAUAAGAUCCUUUUUGGGGAUGGUAAAUUACUAUCAACACUUCGUGCCCAGAUACUCUGCCACUGCCAAGCCAGUGUUUGAC